AUGGGUUCUACAAAGUCGCCCAGAAAAUUAUUCCUAGCCUUAUUCCUCUCGCUGCUAACCCAUGGGAUCACCACAAGUGCUCAUUCGCUAGGUUACGAUGAAGAUGAGAGAGUUGCUCUUUAUGUUCUGAGAAAUAUUUUCAACAACCCCUUCUUGAACAGUAACUGGACCGGCAUACAUUGCUAUAUGAACGAUCCACCAAGAUGGUACGGCAUUCAGUGCAACAAUGGCCGUGUCACAGGAAUAGCACUGGAAGGUAUGGGACUGAAGGGGCUGAUCAGAUUCAAUGCCCUCCUUUACUUCUCCGAGCUGUCCAUCCUGAGCUUCAAGAACAAUGCCCUUCGAGGAAAUAUAAUGAAUUUUUCAGGGAAUGGGAAGUUGGCCCAAAUCGACCUCUCGGGGAACGAGUUCCACGGUCCAAUCUCAGAGUCGCUCCUGAGUCUAGCUUCAUUAGCAUCGUUAUGGCUCCAGAACAACAACCUGACAGGGAAAAUCCCAGAGUUCAAUCAAUCUACCUUGAUCUCCUUCAAUGUGUCAAACAAUAAUUUAAGUGGGCAGAUCCCAUUGACGCAAGUUGUUCAAUCAUUCAGCUUGGAUUCAUUCUCAGGCAACCCGGGACUAUGCGGACCACCCACAUCUCACUCCUGUGAAAACUCUAGCACCCUCAACUCAGUGAGCGAUGGCCCGUCGUCUUCCAAUUCUUCUGAAAAUGCACAUCCUGAUACUGGAAAAGGCAAGGGUUCUUCCAUUAAUGUCUUUCUUAUUCUUUUUCUGCUGUUCGACGUGGUGGCUCUACUUGCUGUGAUCUUGCUGUUCAUCUUGUACAAUAAGAAGGUCAAGAAGCUCAAAGAAAUUAUGAACCAAGAGAAUAGACGAGACGAAGAAGCAGAGGAGAAAGAAGAGAGAAGCGAGGCAGUUGAGAGCAGCAGAGUUGUUGAGAGAGGAGAAGAUAGAGGGAAGCUUAUAUUCUUGGAAAACAGUGGAGGGUUCGAAUUGAGUCAUCUUUUGAAGGCAUCUGCAGAGGGACUUGGGAAAGGCAUCUUUGGUAACACUUACAAGGCGAUCUUGGAUAACGGGCAAGCCCUUGUAGUAAAAAGGAUGAAGAAUCUGAAGCCGAUGACCAGCGAGGAGUUCACAAGGCAAUUGCAGUUGCUUACCAAUCAGAAACACCCGAAUCUGAUCUCUCCUCUCGCCUACUUCUUCUCUAAGCAAGAGAAGCUGUUGAUCUACCAAUAUGCAGAGAAAGGCAACUUGUUCAACCGCAUUCACGGAGGAAGGGGAAGCAAAGAGCGGGUCCCGUUCAGGUGGAACUCCAGACUAUCAGCUGCUCAAGGCGUGGCUCGUGCCCUACAGUACCUCCAUGUCAACUCCAACUCAAGAACAAACAUCAUCAUUCCACAUGGAAACCUGAAAUCGACCAAUGUCCUCCUCAAUCAAAACGACGUCAUCCUUGUCUCUGACUAUGGCCUCUCCUCGCUCAUCGCUCACCCCAUUGCCGCACAAUCCAUGGUCUGCUUCAAAUCCCCUGAAUGCCAAACCACACGAAGGAUCUCCUCAAAGACUGACGUCUGGAGCUACGGUUGUCUGCUUCUCGAACUACUCAGUGGCCGAGUCUGCACCCAUGCGGCCCCACCAGGAGUCAAAGGCAUGGAUCUCUGCAGCUGGGUGCACAGGGCAGUGAGAGAGGAAUGGACUGCUGAGAUCUUUGACCCUGAGAUAUCAGUGCAGCGAAGUGCUGCCCACAGGAUGCUCCAGUUGCUGCAGAUUGCAAUCCGGUGUUGUGAAAAGUCACCAGAUAAGCGUCCCGAGCUGGCAGAGAUCGCACAGGAGAUUGAGAAUAUGAAGGUGGCCGUUGAUUCCGAGGACGACGAGGAUGUAUCAAUAGAUCAGUCCCUCACUGACGAGUCUUUCUCGACAACAUUGUCCAUUGCUGCUGCUGCUGAUGACAGAGGAUAA
Eucalyptus grandis is the source of this 1956-nucleotide messenger RNA. Its product is annotated as probable inactive receptor kinase At2g26730. Gene Ontology annotation, biological process: protein phosphorylation. The coding region runs from base 1 to 1956 and encodes 651 amino acids. Gene Ontology annotation, molecular function: protein binding; ATP binding; protein kinase activity. The transcript is spliced from 2 exons. The record is from RefSeq and is a predicted model, not a curated record. Lineage: Eukaryota; Viridiplantae; Streptophyta; Magnoliopsida; Myrtales; Myrtaceae.